UUCAAGGGUAAUCAAAAUGUGUAAAUAAAUCAGGAGCUGUUGGAAAGUCUUCAAUAAAAUCAAAGAACGCUGGGAAUUCUCAGGAGAUCAGUCAGAGGAACAAAGUUAACGUCACGGCUCCGCAACACUGCAGCAAUACUUUCCUUAGUUUUGUUUAUGUUCAAACGUUUAUUCAUCUAAAAUAUUAAGUUAGCUUCCAGCAUGUUUCCGAGAUUUACAGUAUAAAGAAACUACGACUCCCAGAACGCACCGCGCAGAACACGGCUGCGCACAACAUGCAAUAAGUAGGCCCCCUGCGCUAUCAGUGGUAAGAGAAAGCAGUGACUGCACUGUCGGUGGACAACGGGCAAGUGGAGCCGUUGGAAACGGUGCUUAUAUGACAAUCAAUGCGGAGCGUGGCUGUGCUGGCGGCGACCUGUUUUUGUGCCCUCGCCAUUACCGUUCACUUCGGCCUGCGGCUCGACUCCAUGCGCGGCCACUUCUUCCAGUGGCGAGAGUGGACAACAGACCAGUACGAUCUUGUGAUUGGGAUACUGUCAGCUCGUCACCAUCGUGACUUGCGGAAUGCACUCCGGAAGACUUGGCUGGGCCACAUACCAGAACUGAACCACCGUGUCCUUGCAAAAUUCAUAAUCGGUACUUAUGGCUGUGACAUACCCGAUGAGGACCGGGAGGACCCUUACUCCUGUCAGCUGCUCAACUUUACAGACCCAGUUAUAGGGCAGGAGAUUGAAGCUGUCAGCCAGUCUGGAAGUCCGGCCUUGACGAUGCUUGGUAGCAAGGCUUCGAAGAUUGACUUCCGAGUUCUCCAUCCCAUUGUUAUUACGAGGCUGGGUGUGUUCCACGAUCAGAGAGAAGCAGCCUUCCACCAGAACGUCACUGUGCGGCUUUACCAGACUACCCUGGAGGAGGUGAUUGUCAGUGCCCGCUUCAGUCCACUCAGCUCUGGAGUACAAGUCAACCAGAUGUGGUAUAAACCUGUGGAGAGGUUUCUCUUACCGAAGGGCUUUGAAGGAACUAUUGCAUGGGAGACCCAGGACUCGGAGUAUCUCGUCACCAUGAACCUCACUGAUGUCCUGCUCGACAGUGGAGGGGGCGUCCUCAGGUUUUCUGCAGCACAGCUGCAGGCUGAGAAGGAAGUAAUCCAGGACGGAUUCGGUCAGGAUGUGGCAGCUGUGGCUGGAGGCUUCACCUACACCAUCCAUGAGGGUGAUGCACUCUUAGAAAGCCUUGCCACAAGGGCCAAGCGGUUUGAAAGCCACAGGAACAAGCUCAGGGAAGAGGAUGCCGCCUUACAAGAAGAAAGCCGGACCUACCAGGAUAUUGUUUUUGUAGACGUAGUGGACACCUACAGAAAUGUGCCACACAAGUUACUGCAGUUUUAUCAGUGGUCUGUGGACUCAGCAAACUUUCGGUUAUUGUUGAAAACUGACGAUGAUUGUUAUGUGGAUGUAGAGGCCGUGCUGGAGAGAGCAGGGGACAGGCUGGAGGCAACGAACAUAUGGUGGGGAAAUUUCAGGCAGAAUUGGGCAGUGGAUGGCAGUGGGAAGUGGAUGGAGCUGGAAUACCCAAGCCUAGUGUAUCCUGACUUUGCGUGCGGUUCUGGUUACGUUGCUUCUCACAACCUGAUCCAGUGGCUGGCAGAUAACGCAAAGACUCUCAAAGUCUAUCAGGGUGAAGAUGUCAGCAUGGGCAUCUGGAUGGCUGCUGUUGGACCUCAGCGACAUCAGGAUGCCCGGUGGUUGUGUGAGAAGAAAUGUCUACCGGCUGCGCUCUCAUCCCCCCAGUAUUCUCCAGAAGAACUGCUGCAACUGUGGAAGAAUAAGGAACUGUGCAGAAACCCCUGUCACUGUCAAAAGUGAAGAUAGCUAGUGAGCUUUUAAGCAAGAAAGGACAAAUAUCAAAGACCUUAAAUGUUGUUGGCCCAGCAGUGUGAACACUUCUCUCUGCUCCAGUCCCUCUACUAUCAGAGGACAGAUCAUCUAUAUCGAUGAACAGUGUAGGGGUGGGAAUGAAAGGAUCAGGGAUAUACGUUCUCAGCUCUGCUUGGCCCUGUGGACUUUUAUCAGCAGUCACUCGUCUGCUACCAGUCUUCAGAGUGGCUGUGAGCUGGUGCUGCUGUACCUGUGCCCCCAGGCUUGUACACACCUGUAACAAUAUGACUGUCUUCAUUAUUAAGCCAAUAUUAGAAACCUGCUUAUUUUUGUAUUUCUAAAAUUUAAAGUACUCUGAAUCCUUUUA
Molecule: messenger RNA, 2241 nt
Organism: Hypanus sabinus (Atlantic stingray)
Lineage: Eukaryota; Metazoa; Chordata; Chondrichthyes; Myliobatiformes; Dasyatidae
Gene: b3galnt2
Product: beta-1,3-N-acetylgalactosaminyltransferase 2
Exons: 12
Coding region: 387-1862 (491 amino acids)
Cellular component (GO): membrane
Molecular function (GO): hexosyltransferase activity
Source: RefSeq, a predicted model, not a curated record